Molecule: messenger RNA, 3383 nt
Organism: Peromyscus californicus insignis
Lineage: Eukaryota; Metazoa; Chordata; Mammalia; Rodentia; Cricetidae
Gene: Fscb
Product: fibrous sheath CABYR binding protein
Exons: 1
Coding region: 1-3360 (1119 amino acids)
Biological process (GO): negative regulation of protein sumoylation
Cellular component (GO): sperm fibrous sheath; sperm principal piece
Molecular function (GO): calcium ion binding
Source: RefSeq, a predicted model, not a curated record
AUGGAAGAAAGUGAUGAACCUGAACAGCCUAUCUCCUUAGGGAGGCAGGAAUUUAGAAGGAGAAGACGACCCAGCCAACCGAUGGUAGACAAGUCCCAGCAGACAGAUGUGACAGAAAAAAAGAAACCUGUGGCUGUAGUACAACCUCCUGCCCCCAAAGCUACCCUCAGUAUUGGUAGUAUUUCUGGAAGCAAAGGCAAUCCCUCUGGUAAAGAAUAUGAGUCUCUUAGACUUUCUUCUCAACUUCAGCAAACUUGGACAAAGAGAAAGCAUGGCAUGGAAAUGACUGACAAAUCUCUACAGACAGACGUUCCUAUGGAAGAAAAAGUCCUAUUCAUUGAUAAAACCCUUACCCUUGAAGAACCCCCAGCCAGUGUUGGAGAAACAGCUCCUGAAUUGCCACAGAGUGUUCUAGAAGUAGAGAUUCCAACAAACAGACCCACAGGUCACUUAAUAGACAGAUCUCAGCAGACCAGCUGUACUGGUGACUGGAGUCUGUUGAACAUUUGCCCUAUAGAUAAAGUGGACAAAGAACAGCAGACAUACUUUAGUGAGUUAGAAAUUACUAUCAUGUCUAUGCCAGGCAGUUCCCUGAUUAAGUCAAAGGAGGAAACAACACCUGUUGCCCAAGAGGGUUCCUUGUUGGAAGUAAAUGGUAGUCUUGAAAUAGAGGUACUGUCAACUGAAAAAAUCUCGGAUGCCAUAAUGCCUUUCACUGAAGGAGAGUUUUCUGGUGAGAUCCAGGCUCUACCAGCUGAUGAGCUUCCUUCUGUAGAAGCUCCUGUUGACGUCAGUCAUCCGUCAGUGCAAGGGGCUCUUUCAGAUAAAUCUUAUGAUCAACAGAAACCCCAAGGAGCUGAAGUGGCUCCUUCAGAACUUCCUACUGAAAUUCUGCUUGCACUCUCACAAGAAGUGCUUGCUCAAGUCCAAAAUUUAGCAACUGAGGCUCUCCUUGAAAGCUCAGGCAAGGUAGAGCCUGCUGUUGCUGAGGAGUCCACUGAUGGAGUUCAAUCUCUACCGUCUGAGGAGGCUUCUAAAGAAAUACCUGUGGAAGUUCAGCCAUCAUUAGGUGAGCAAGCAAUAGAAGCGGUACCUGCAGAAAUCGUUCUUGUACUAGAUGAGAAAUUUCCCGCCGAAGAGGUCUUUGAAGGAGGUCAGCCUCCAUCAACCGAGGAAGUCCCUGCAGAGAAGGCUCCUGCAGAAGUUAUGCCUCCACCAGCUGAGGAAGCCCCUGGGGAAGAGACUUCUGCAGAAGUUCCACCUCCACCAACUGAAGACACCCUUGUAGAAGACAUUCCUGCAGAAGUUCCACCUCCACCAACUGAAGACACCCUUGUAGAAGACAUCCCUGCAGAAGUUCCACCUCCACCAGCUGAGGAGGCCCCGGCAGAAGAAGUUCCACCCCCACUAACUGAGGAGGCCCCGGCAGAAGAAGUUCCACCCCCACUAACUGAGGAGGCCCCGGCAGAAGAAGUUCCACCCCCACUAACUGAGGAGGCCCCGGCAGAAGAAGUUCCACCUCCACCAGCUGAGGAGGCCCCGGCAGAAGAAGUUCCACCCCCACUAACUGAGGAGGCCCCUGCUGAAGAAGUUCCACCCCCACUAACUGAGGAGACCCCUGCAGAAGAAGUUCCACCCCCACCAGCUGAGGAGGCCCCUGCAGAAGAAGUUCCACCCCCACCAACUGAGGAGGCCCCUGCAGAAGAAGCUCCACCCCCACCAACUGAAGAGGCCCCUGCAGAAGAAGCUCCACCCCCACCAACUGAGGAGACCCCUGCAGAAGAAGUUCCACCCCCACCAGCUGAGGAGGCCCCUGCAGAAGAAGUUCCACCCCCACCAGCUGAGGAGGCCCCUGCAGAAGAAGUGCCACCGCCACCAACUGAGGAGGUCCCUGCAGAAGUUCCACCUCCACCAACUGAAGAUGCCCUUGUAGAAGAAGUUCCAUCCCCACCAACUGAGGAGACCCCUGCAGAAGAAGUUCCACCUCCAUCAACUGAGGAGGGCCCUGUAGAAGUGCCACUGCCACCAACUGAGGAGGGCCCUGCAGAAGUGCCACCACCACCAACUGAAGAUGCCCUUGUAGAAGAAGUUCCACCUCCACCAGCUGAGGAGGCCCCUGCAGAAGAAGUUCCACCCCCACCAGCUGAGGAGGCCCCUGCAGAAGAAGUGCCACCGCCACCAACUGAGGAGGUCCCUGCAGAAGUUCCACCUCCACCAACUGAAGAUGCCCUUGUAGAAGAAGCUCCACCCCCACCAGCUGAGGAGGCCCCUGCAGAAGAAGUUCCAUCCCCACUAACUGAGGAGACCCCGGCAGAAGAAGUUCCACCUCCAUCAACUGAGGAGGGCCCUGUAGAAGUGCCACUGCCACCAACUGAGGAGGGCCCCACGGAAGUUCCACCUCCACCAGCUGAUAAGGCUCCUGCAGAAAUGGCUCCCACAGAAGUUCCUUCCCUUGAGAGGGUUCCUCUUGAAGGUCUUCCUCUAGAAGAAGAAGUUGUGAUUCCACAAGCUGAAGAGACCCCUCUAGAAUAUUUACCUGUUGAAACGCAGCCACUGCCAGCUGAGGAGGAUGUUGCAGAAGGGGUCCCAGUUGAAUUUCAGGCUCUUCCAGCUGAGGAAUCCCCUGCAAGAGAGGCCACUGCUGAAGUCCAGCCUUCAUCAUUUGAGGGUGCUCCAAUAGAAGAAGCCCCUGCUGAAGUUCAGCUUCCAGCAGCUGAAGUGGUUCCUGCAGAAGAGGCUUCUGAAGUUCAGCCUCCAUCAUUGGCUGCUGUAGAUGAGGUCCCUGCAGAGGUUCGAUUUCCACAAACUGAAGAGACUCCUCUAGAAGGAGAUCCUGUUGAAGUUCAAUCUCUACCAGCUGAGGAGGUCUUUCCUGAAGUGGUCCCAGUUGAAGAAGGCCCUGCAGCUGAAAUUGGGUUUCCUUCAUCUGAGGGGGAUCCUAUAGAAGAAACUACUAUGGAGGCCCAGUUGACAUCAGUUAAGGAGAGCCUUGAAAAGGCUUCUGUUGAAGUUCAGCUCCCACCACCUGAGACCCCUGCAGAAAAGUCUCCUGUUGUUAAACAGCUUUCCAAAUCUGACACGGUUCCUAUUCAAGAGUUGCCUAUACAAGAGACACCAGCUGAAGCUCCACUUCCAGCUUUUGAACAAACCCCUAAAGAUAAGGCUCUGCUAAAAGAACAUCAAUUGUCCCCAGUAGCAAAUGUCUCAGAGAAAGAAUUAGAGUCUUCUUUGACAGGUGAUAGAAACUCUGAAGGAGCAGAUCCUGUUCCUGCAGAUGUGCCUAGGAGCAAGGAGGAGCCAAUCUCCACUUUCAAAAUAGAAGGUACCAUUAAAAUAGAGUUAAAAACCCCCUCCUCCUGAGCUAUAGCCAGGUCCUAACUUAA